This is a messenger RNA of Hirsutella rhossiliensis, 627 nucleotides long. RefSeq lists its product as uncharacterized. NCBI's taxonomy places the organism in Eukaryota, Fungi, Ascomycota, Sordariomycetes, Hypocreales, Ophiocordycipitaceae. The transcript has a single exon. Bases 1 to 627 code for a protein of 208 amino acids. The record is from RefSeq and is a predicted model, not a curated record.
AUGGGCGGACUCGCUGCACUCACAGCUACAGCAGGAACAGCUGGGAUCGGGAACGGCAAAGAACGAGACCGGGACGGCAAUCUACCAGGCAAUGACAACAACCAGGAGACGCAGGCCAGCCAAGCAAGCGGUACCAACAACCAGGAUGUCCAGGACGGCUACGAGCUCAUCGAGAUUAUUGGGCGGCUCGAGGAAUCGGGGUUUUUCAAUGAUACGCAGGACAGCCAACCAGGCAGCACCAACAACCAGAAUGCCAAAGCGAACAACCUACAUAGCGAGAUCGACAACCAGAAUGUCACGGACAGCUACCGUCUAGAAAAGAUUCGAAAGGCUCUCGAGGAGAUAGGGUUUUGGAACGACACUCAGGACACCCAAGCAAGCAGUACCGACAACGAGAAUGUCCGAGAAAGCUACAUACUUGACGAGAUUAAUAAGUCUCUCGAAGAUUUAGGGUUGCAGGAUGACACGCAGGACAGCCAACCAGGUAGCACCAAUAACCAGAAUUCCCAGGCCAACGAAGCAGACAAAUCACAAGGUUUCUGGGAGAGGGCCAUGAGUGGCUGGGGCGAACUUCAACGACAGGCGGGACGUGACAUGAGUAGAUCCAAGGGUAAACUUGGGCGCUAA